AUGCUUGGACCAGGAGGCUGGACUGACGCUGACACACAAGUGCGCGGGUCUCAUACUGAGCCCCGCUUGAUCGUGGCCGAAGUGUCCCGACCUGUUGGACAACUCAAGGCUAAGCUUAAGCAGCUCAAAGCAAGAUUGGCCCUGUUCAACCACUGGAGGACACGAUUUCAAGUCGUUCUUGUGAUCGUUGUGAAUGGCCCAGACCAGGCCUUCCGCAUGGCUCAGCAGGAUGUCCAGACUUCUUCCUUCAAUGUGACCAUCGUACACUGGAACGACCAGGUGGCCAGGUGGUUCAAUCUUGGAAGGCGGAGGGCAGGGCGGAGGGCAGGGCGGAGGAACGGGAUCGUUUGA
Molecule: messenger RNA, 351 nt
Organism: Symbiodinium sp. CCMP2456
Lineage: Eukaryota; Dinophyceae; Suessiales; Symbiodiniaceae
Source: the annotation of a GenBank genome assembly